CGCCGCCAUUUUGGGUGACGAAAAGCGCGGGUCCUCGCCCCCCUCCGCCCCUUCUUGCCUCCGCUGAGGUGUCUUCAUAAAAUGCCCGUGCAGAACCCCCUCUUUUUUCGGCCCGCUCCCAAGAUGGCGUCGAUGCGGGAGAGCGACACCGGCCUGUGGCUGCACAACAAGCUGGGCUCCACGGACGAGCUGUGGGCGCCGCCCAGCAUCGCCUCGCUGCUCACGGCCUCGGUCAUCGACAACAUCCGCCUCUGCUUCCACGGCCUCUCGUCGCCCGUCAAGCUCAAGCUGCUGCUGGGGAUGCUGCACCUGCCCCGCCGCGCCGUGGACGAGAUGAAAGGUGCACUGACUGAAAUUAUCCAGCUCGCUACCUUGGAUUCAGACCCCUGGGUCUUAAUGGUAGCUGAUAUUUUAAAAUCCUUUCCAGAUACUGGCUCCCUUAACCUUGAUCUUGAAGAACAGAAUCCCAAUGUUCAAGAUAUUUUAGGAGAACUUAGAGAAAAAGUAAGCGAAUGUGAAACUUCAGCUAUGUUGCCGUUGGAAUGCCAGUACUUAAACAAAAAUGCCUUGACAACACUUGCUGGGCCACUUACUCCCCCAGUGAAACAUUUCCAGCUGAAAAGGAAACCAAAAAGUGCCACUCUCCGAGCAGAACUCUUACAGAAGUCAACCGAAACGGCACAACAGCUCAAGAAGACUGCAGGAGUGCCUUUCCACGCCAAAGGGAGGGGGCUGGUCAAAAAAAUAGAUACAACAACACCACUCAAAGGGAUACCAAAACAAGCUCCAUUCAGGAGUCCCACAACACCUAGUGUAUUUAGCCCCUCUGGAAGCAGAACCCCUAUUCCUCCUUCGAGAACACCUCUGCGCAAAGAAAGAGGAGUAAAGUUGCUAGAUAUCUCAGAGCUGGACAUGGUUGGUGCUGGCCGUGAAGCAAAGCGAAGAAGAAAGACUCUAGAUGCAGAAGUGGUGGAAAAGCAAGCCAAAGAGGAAACAGUAGUGGAAAAUGCUACUCCAGAUUAUGCAGCUGGCCUUGUAUCUACACAGAAACUUGGCUCUUUGAACAAUGAGCCAGCUCUGCCUUCUACAAGCUAUUUGCCUGCUACCCCCAGUGUGGUGCCAUCCUCUUCCUAUAUCCCAAGCUCAGAAACACAGCCAGCAGCUGGCUCUACUCGGGAGGUCUUGCAGACUAACAGGCAGCCAGAAGAGCCUACAACUCCAAGCACUACUACUCUUCCUGCUCAGUUCAAACAGAGAACCCCUAUGUACAAUAGUAACUCUAACCCACCUGCAACUACACCUACCUCACCCCUAACACCUACAACGCCUCCAGCUAUUUCCCCUGCUGCACAAGCACCACAAGUGACCCCCCAAACUCAGCAGCAGCCACCACCCAAGAAAAGUCUCUCACUCACGAGGGAGCAGAUGUAUGCUGCACAGGAAAUGUUCAAGACUGCAAAUAAAGUUACAAGGCCAGAAAAGGCGCUCAUACUUGGAUUCAUGGCAGGAUCCAGAGAGAAUCCUUGCCAAGAGCAAGGUGACAUCAUUCAAAUCAAACUCAGCGAGCACACAGAAGUGUUACCAAAGGCAGAUGGCACUGGUAGCACCACCAUGUUAGUCGAUACGGUCUUUGAGAUGAACUAUGCUACUGGCCAGUGGACCAGACUAAAGAAGUACAAACCUAUAACUAACGUCUCCUAAGGAAUUCAGCAACAACAAACUGCGGACCAAAUCGAGCUUAGGAUCAGCUCACCUAGUGUCAGCUGUAUAAAAUGGCAUUCGUGUGUAGGCUUCUUACCUUCCAGAACAGAAGUUGUGGCUCUUCAAACUAACUGGGCUCAGGUGAAUGCAGCGCGAAGAUGGUGUCAGACUGACAGAUUUUUUUUUAAUUUUUUUUUUUUAGUUAUUUUAAAGAGGUGGGGGAAGUUAACAUUUUAUUCUGACUCAAGAUGCUGGAAAGAGAUCACAGCUGAAUGCUUGUUUUUUCAGAUUGGGAGCAGUUUACUUCCAGGCACCUGGGGAAAGAACUACUGCAGAAUCUACUUGCAGUUUACCUUUACACAAGGGCACAGAUUUUACUGCAGAAAUAUUUACGUGGGUUCCAUUUAAAAAAUGGAUAGUUAAAACUGCAGUUGUCUUCAGUUAUUCCUAUAACUCAGUUACACAUUGUAGCAAACAGCCCAGACUGUGCGCAUGGGGGGAAAGAGCAGCCCAGCAAAUUCCAUCUUGCAGAGAGCAAAAGGAAACCCGAGGAAAAAGUUGUGAAAGCCCUUCCCAGCUUUGCUAUGGAGGAGCCAGUAAGCUCACAAAUCUGGGAGUAACCUGAAGAAUUGGCUUUAUCUGGGAAUUGUGAAGUACAGAAGAGUGAGACUCCCCACCCCAGUCCUUCCCAGCCCACACCUUCCAUCUCUUGCUUUUCCAUAAGGAAGAAAAACUUGCUGCCUUGCAGGUUACUUUCUAGUUGCUGGUCCCACCCACAUGAGAGCACCGAGUCUCUGGGCUCCAGGUAAGCCUCUUUCCUUGCAAGGAGGUGGGACCAGCAGUGGUGAGAGGAUGGAAUUGAGUGGAUGAGGCCUUGUCGGGCUCCCUGGUCAGGAGUGUUGUGGUUAUAGUCCCACCUCCCCCUUAGCCAAAAACAUUUUUUCCCUAUGAUCAUAGACUCUGAUAAUCCCCAUGCAGUCAUCCAAGACUGGCUUUGUUAGGGUGACUAGCAUGGUAGCAUAAGGCUAGUGCGCUAAGGGUUAACUUGAUUUUUAUUUGUAGCUUUACCAUUAAAUAAGAUGCUAGACAUGACUGGGGAAAAUCAGCUUUUGAGUAGUUACUACUAAAAAAUACCCCAUGAGAAAUUGCUAAUUUCUCCCACUGAAGCAUGUCCAAAUGCGUUAAACCACUGGCUGACCUAGCCGACAAACUUGAUACUUUGACAUUGUGUAGCUUGAGGUUGGAUUGCAUUUUCAUAGCAAGAUCGGACUGGAAAAAAAAAGACUGAAAAAAAUGUUAAGCCAGAGCCCACUGGGAAUCUGGUGCCUUUAACAAGAAAUGUCAUUUGUAAAAUGUUACAUCUAUAGCAUAGCCCAUAUGUUUUCUAUUAAUUGUUUUUGUACAGUUGUAAAUUCAAGAUCUUCUGUCUCCGGGUACGUAUUUUCAGUGUAA
Molecule: messenger RNA, 3153 nt
Organism: Alligator sinensis (Chinese alligator)
Lineage: Eukaryota; Metazoa; Chordata; Crocodylia; Alligatoridae
Gene: NELFA
Product: negative elongation factor complex member A
Exons: 12
Coding region: 82-1701 (539 amino acids)
Biological process (GO): negative regulation of transcription elongation by RNA polymerase II
Cellular component (GO): NELF complex
Source: RefSeq, a predicted model, not a curated record